AUGGAACUGUAUCCUCAGAAAGCUGAGGGCAGAGAACAACACGAGACCCCACUCUUCGGAUCGGACCACACAGUUAAAGGCAGAACCAAGGACAUCAUGCAGGAUAGAGAGGAUGAGUAUCGUGAGGAGUCGAAGGAGGUGAGACAAACAGGAGAGGAUGAGUAUCGUGAGGAGUCGAAGGAGGUGAGAGAAACAGGAGAGGAUGAGUAUCGUGAGGAGUCGAAGGAGGUGAGAGAAACAGGAGAGGAUGAGUAUCGUGAGGAGUCGAAGGAAGUGAGACAAACAGGAGAGGAUGAUUAUCGUGAGGAGUUGAAGGAGGUGAGACAAACAGGAGAGGAUGAGUAUCGUGAGGAGUCGAAGGAAGUGAGAGAAACAGGAGAGGAUGAUUAUCGUGAGGAGUCGAAGGAGGUGAGAGAAACAGGAGAGGAUGAGUAUCGUGAGGAGUUGAAGGAGGUGAGACAAACAGGAGAGGAUGAUUAUCGUGAGGAGUCGAAGGAGGUGAGAGAAACAGGAGAGGAUGGGUAUCGUGAGGAGUCGAAGGAGACAGAGGUCAACAUCUGGACAAGAGUCAACAUCUGGGGGAGUGUGCACCUGUAG
Messenger RNA from Clupea harengus (Atlantic herring), 597 nucleotides. Its product is annotated as processed variable antigen-like. The coding region runs from base 1 to 597 and encodes 198 amino acids. NCBI's taxonomy places the organism in Eukaryota, Metazoa, Chordata, Actinopteri, Clupeiformes, Clupeidae. The record is from RefSeq and is a predicted model, not a curated record. The transcript is spliced from 4 exons.